AUGGCCUUGGCGAUGCAGCAGGUGGUAGAUUGCCAAGAAGGGAGGGAGAAGGAGGUUGUUCCAAUAGAGAGCCGCCUGGACGCGGAAGGCGGGACUAGCGCUACCCUUGGGAUGAGCGCUGACCACGUGUCGGCAAAGGCCCUGUCGGUUGCCAAACAACACAACCGACCGGGUCCGACCAACCCUGAACCCAGCACCAUCUCCACGCCGCUGAACGUCAUUGUCGCUGCAACUGUGCAACCAGCGUGCAGCUCACACGCAUCCUGGAUGGCCCACCGAAGACAUGCCAGCAGCCAGCAUCAUGGUAGAACGCAGGCCAAGCAGUACAACGCACCACACCGCUACCCCGGCCAAUCAUCUCGACCCCUCCAACGCCCUGCUGCAUCUUGGUCGUCAGACUACAUCUCCGAGCCAGUCCACUCCGACGCGGACGACUACAUCAACUCGCACGAUCCAGAUCCAGCCCCAAGUCCUGCACGGUAUCAUGAAAGGCCCUCUCCGAUGAGUUCACCGUACAGCCCCCGGGAACGAGGGACUAAUAAUAAGCCAUCAUAUUACACAACCCCCCCGCGUCGCCGGCAACAAUGGCCCGCGCGGUACCAGACCCCAUCCCCUAGUUCCGAUUAUAUUGCACAGUCCGCCCGGACAGAAGACGAUUAUAUUGCUACGCCGGCGAGUCGUAUGCCGGGCGCCUUUGUUGACGACGACGACGACGUAACACCAGAGUACAACAGUGGAUACACGCAAUAUCGACCCGACGAUAGCUCACCGCUCCAACGCUCUGCCCCUAAAUCCUAUGACCGAGAGAAGCCACCGCCUCGAUGCCGUGCUGCUCCCAAAGACUACGGCCAUGAUCCACCGCGGCACCAUCGUCAUCGUGACUCCGACCUGACCAGCAGCAACUGGGACCGCAAGCACGACACGGCGCGGACCCGGAGCCGCAGUCGUAGCCGCAGCCGCGUCAAGCACCUCCAACCACAUGAACUCGAAAAUUUCCACGAAGCAAGGCAAUUUCUCGAGCGCUUCCGUGCCCUCAGCAUUAAGCACACUGCCCGCCCCAUCGGCGCCUACUCAAGCGACGAGGAGCGCGACGAUGCCCGGAGCCUGCGAUCACGCCACAGCAGUGUAUCCAGGGAACGCCCUGCAACAUACAUUUCCUCGUGUCGAAACAGCAGCAACGCAAAGAGCAAGCGCAUCGAGGCCGCUAACGACGCAGCCGUAGCUUGGUACCGCAGCUCCCACCGCUACAAGGACGACGCAUAUGCUUCAUCUCCUGAACGCACCACGGGCUUCAGCCAACCCCCCCGCCAAAGCAGACUCGACCGCUACGAGCGACGCCCAAGCUACAAGCUGCUUACCCGAGAUGCUGCCGCACAGGACUCUGAUACAGAUUCUCUAGGUCGCGACCCAUCGACCACGCGCUCCUAUCUUUCUCGCCCCCCAUCCACAACCCCUUCCUACAUGUCCCGUUCUCGCUCGCGCUCUCGUGCCCCAUCCACCGCCCCUUCAUACGUUUCCCCCUCCCCCUCCCCUUCUCGACCCCGUUCCCCGCCUUCCUUCAGCCGUGCAGUGACUACUACGCACCGCCGUUCGUCGUACAGCUCCGACAACGGCAUCGGUGAGGGAAGCGAUUACCUUCCCAGCGACGACUCCGAAGAAGAACAUGCGAGACGCCAUUUUUCAGACGACGACAGGUACGAGCGCAGAGGGGCGUAUAGUGAUGAUAAUGGCGUGGGCGAGGGGAGCGAUUAUGUUUCUAGUGAUGAUGAUCAUCAUCAUGUCGAUGAUAGGAGGGGGGGUAGGUAUGCGAGGGGCAAGAUGUAUAGUGCACGUGAGCGCGUGAGGGAAGAAGAUGAGGAUGAAGAAGAGCAUAGUUAUAGUAAAGGGUGGGGUGUUGGGAACAGGGGCGAGACGACGGGAGGCAGACGGUAUUGGGAGGGAGGAGUGGGGAUAUAGAUGAUGAUGCCCUUUUUUUUGAGCUUUUCUUUUUCAUUAUGUUUUGCAAUUGGACUUCUUGGGGCUUUUGGCGAUGAAUACCAUGAUUAAUGACACUUUUUUCCUUGAGCCAUGGCGGAGUGACAACUCACUUGAUGAUUGUUUUUCAUUCCCUUCUCUUGUUUAGUCCUAUG
Molecule: messenger RNA, 2129 nt
Organism: Bipolaris maydis ATCC 48331
Lineage: Eukaryota; Fungi; Ascomycota; Dothideomycetes; Pleosporales; Pleosporaceae
Source: RefSeq, a predicted model, not a curated record